AUGCUGUGCCGCUCCCUCGUUCGUCGCUGCCAAACUGGGCCGCAGGGUCUUCGGCCAAGGUUUUCUUUAUACCAUCUUUUAGGGUGCUAUCAAUGUACAAAGGAAGAUGACCACUCCUCCCCUGGAGAAAUGGGAAUGCCAGUUCCUCCUUUUGGCUGCACCUUUUCAACAGCUCCAGAUGUGCAGCAUAUACUUGCCGUUGCAAACGAAGAGGGAUUUGUUAGGCUGUACGAUACCCAUACCCAAACAAGCAACCAGCAGAUUUUUAGAGAGUGGCAGGCUCACUCAAAUGCUGUUUUUGAUCUUGCCUGGAUGCCCAGUGAACACAAAAUUGUUACUGCUUCAGGAGACCAAACUGCAAAAGUCUGGGAUGUAAGGACUGGUGAGCUACUGGGAGUAUGCAAAGGACACCAGUGCAGCCUUAAGUCUGUUGCUUUCUCAAAAUUUGAGAGAGCUGUGUUUUGUACUGGAGGAAGAGAUGGAAACAUCAUGGUGUGGGACACCCGGUGCAAUAAGAAAGAUGGAUUUUACCGACAGGUGAAACAAAUAAGUGGAGCCCACAACAUAAUAGACAAGCAGACACCAUCCAAAUUAAAGAAGAAAAAGCAGAGUGUGAGAGGACUUGCGCCCUCAGUGGAUUUCCAGCAGAGUGUGACAGUGGUGCUACUCCAAGAUGAACACACCUUAAUCUCAGCAGGCGCAGUUGAUGGUGUAAUCAAAGUAUGGGACCUGCGCAAGAACUACACCACGUAUCGCCAGGAUCCAGUGCCAUCCCGGUCUUUCAGCUACCCUGGGAACAGCACUCGUAAACUUGGCUAUUCUAGUCUUGUUUUGGACUCCACUGGUACCAGCCUCUUUGCUAAUUGCACUGACGACAAUAUAUACAUGUUCAGCAUGCUGAGUCUGAAGAAUGCUCCAGUGUCCAUUUUCAGUGGACAUCAGAACUCCAGUUUCUAUGUCAAAUCCAGCAUCAGUCCAGAUGACCAGUUCCUGAUUAGUGGCUCCAGUGACCAAAGUGCCUACAUCUGGAAGGUAUCUGAACCCAAGCUCCCUCCCGUGACGCUCCAUGGCCACUUGCAAGAGGUCACCUCUGUUGCCUGGUGUCCAUCUGACUUCACGAAGAUUUCCACAUGUUCAGAUGACAACACCGUGAAGAUCUGGCGCUUAAGGCGAGGCAUCGGGGAAGAAAAGUGGCCAGACAGAAGCGGCUUGGCAGGUUGGAGCUGCCAGAAGAGAGUGGGAGAGCAAAGUGCAACAGGAAGUCUAAGCAGCAGGCACAGUACUCCGGCUAAAGUCCUUCCGACACGCAGCCCCCACAUUUCUUCACCCCAGCCUGCGGCUUGUGCUCCAGCUUACACAGGAGAUCUCCCUCUUCCCACCAAUACACCAACAUGGUCUUCAGUCAAGUCCCCAGCCGCCACCACUCACACCUCCACUCCAGCAGGACAGAAAGAGGCCGCUUUGGGCACUUCACCCAAGCCUGCACCACCCUCAGCAGUGUCCAUUAAACAGUGGGUCUCCAAGGCUCCCCACUCCUCUCCUCCUUUGGAGGGAACACAGACGCUUCCUCCACAAAAAGGCCUGGCAGGGGGAUUUGAGGCCGCAGUUGCUUCCAAAUCACCACAUUCGAGGUCUGAAGUGCGAGCCAAGCGGAGGCUGGAAUCCAGCAAGGGAGAAAAUGCAAAGUGCCUGAAAAGCUGCAACUGCGUGACUGAACUACACCACGUGUCUAAAAAAUACAGGCUGGACCAUAACACUUUGGGAGCAGGUUCAAAGCCUUGUGAGGACAACUGCCUGACCCACAAUGGACUAGUGAGCCCGACUGAGCCUUCCCCUCCUGGAAAUGCUUGUUCUUCUGCCGGCUUCCCAAAUAUUAUCCCUCUUCUCAAGGCGUCUUGUGGGGAAACGACUGGCAAAGAGAAUGGUUCCCCUGACAAAAGAAGCUGGCUGGCUGCUUUGGGGGACAAGCGACGGACUAACAAGUCUGGGAGCCCAAAUGGAUCAGGCAGAAGCCCCCAGUCAUUGCGAAAUCUGAACACAAGGCGACAGGAAGCUGGGACAGGGAUAACAUCACCGGGGCCGAUGUUAGCUACUUCUGUGCCCAUGAGGAAGAUUUGCACGUACUUCGAGCGAAAAUCGCAGAAAAACUGAAGAGCAAUGUCCACCUAGACCUGCUCUAAUGUUGUACCAUACUUUAGGCUACUGCUAAAGAACUUGGCACCACCCAUGGAAAAACACAGGUGCUCUUGGA
This is a messenger RNA of Elgaria multicarinata webbii, 2251 nucleotides long. It is a transcript of the gene DTL, whose product is annotated as denticleless E3 ubiquitin protein ligase homolog. NCBI's taxonomy places the organism in Eukaryota, Metazoa, Chordata, Lepidosauria, Squamata, Anguidae. Gene Ontology annotation, molecular function: protein-macromolecule adaptor activity; protein binding. Gene Ontology annotation, biological process: proteasome-mediated ubiquitin-dependent protein catabolic process; mitotic G2 DNA damage checkpoint signaling. Bases 1 to 2151 code for a protein of 716 amino acids. The transcript has 15 exons. The record is from RefSeq and is a predicted model, not a curated record. Gene Ontology annotation, cellular component: nucleus.